Molecule: messenger RNA, 573 nt
Organism: Zychaea mexicana
Lineage: Eukaryota; Fungi; Mucoromycota; Mucoromycetes; Mucorales; Lichtheimiaceae
Exons: 1
Coding region: 338-562 (74 amino acids)
Source: RefSeq, a predicted model, not a curated record
GAAGAUGAAAAAUGUGAUUUAUGUGAGUUAAAAAGGUCUACAAAGAAGAAGGAAAAGGACAUGGUGCAGCACCCUUCUUCUUUGUAGCAGCUCAGGGAUCAGCACGGGUUAUCUUUAUAAUGUCAGCACCAGCAUCAGCAUCCAGAAGCGCUUUUGCUUUGCCCUCGAGAAGCAAGUCAUGCUUUGAGCUUGAAUUGUUAAAGAGAGCUCGCAUGUGUGGGAUCGCCCUGUUGCUUGGAAAACGAAGGGGUGCACUACAGACACAGCAGCAUUCCUCCGGCGAAGAAGCAUGAAAGGGUUUCUAUGGAUGUCUAUAGCAACAAAUACAUAGUAACAAAUGUGGCAUGGUUACUUGGCUUGCUGCUGGUUGGCAAGUAAUCGUGCAGCUCUCUGGGCACAGAGCCAUCUUAGUGAUGUUGCUGCUGCUGCUGCUGCUGCUGUAUCUAAGGUUGAAGAUGACGCUACGUACGUGCGUACUAACUCGUCUUGUGAUAUUUACAGUCACUCUGUCCACAUACACGCACACCGCAUCCCACAAACAUCGAUAACCGUCUCAGGAUAACAUGAUCGAAG